Pleuronectes platessa (European plaice) is the source of this 3510-nucleotide messenger RNA. Its product is annotated as GTPase IMAP family member 7. NCBI's taxonomy places the organism in Eukaryota, Metazoa, Chordata, Actinopteri, Pleuronectiformes, Pleuronectidae. The record is from RefSeq and is a predicted model, not a curated record. Gene Ontology annotation, molecular function: GTP binding. The coding region runs from base 530 to 1519 and encodes 329 amino acids. The transcript is spliced from 7 exons.
UCUUACAUUCAACAUUAUUAAAAAAAAAAGUAUAUGUGCUGGAAUACACUUUUAUAUGAACAUGUUCAUAAAAAUAUAAUGACUAGUUAAGUCGCUUGUAAAUAAUCUUCCAUUUGUAUGAAUAGAACAGAACCUUAAUAAAUCCCUGCAUCAUUGGUUAAAGGCACAUCGUAUGCUGCAUUUCCAGUUCUUCUUGAAGCAAGGAGAGAGGUGUGUCCUUUCAAAGUCAGAGCGCAGCUUUAUCAGCAUACCUGGCUCCUCAGUUGUAUUGCUACACAGCACACUGACACAGAGCCAGUGUUCCUGGUGAGGGCAGGCUAAUGCUACCACGGCAGAAAGAAGGAACCACAUACAACUUGGAGCUUGUGAUUGUGAGUCAUUUCAGGUUUGGACAAAGUACACGGCAUUCCUGGAGGAGGUUUGUCAGACAACACACCAGGGCUUUUAUUUUGACGGUUGGAAGCUGAAGUGCUGUCGCCUGCUCCUCGCUGCCUUGACUCUGACUGAGAGUCUGGUAACUGCAUAGAAAAUGGAGUGUCAGUGUGACAAGGAUGGGGAUGUUGUGCCAGGCUGGUGGCUGGGCGGCAACAGCUUCCAGAUGGGAGGUUUUGCUGUGGUCGGAUAUCUUCUCUACCGAUUCUCCCAGACGCUCCCAGCUCUGAUCCGAUGGCCCAUUCGUCUCUUCUGCUCUUUAACUGGUCUGUCAGCUCUGUGGGGCUGGGUGAGCCACCUCGUGCGAACACUGCGCGGUAUCAAGAGGUUUAUCAAAUUCAUGUCCUGGAUGUGGCGGUGUAUCGUAGGAUCAUCCACAGACGGAGACAUGAGCAAUCCUAGCAGUAAACCAGGCUUAAGGCUGAUCCUCAUUGGGCCCACUGGUGGAGGACGGACCACCUUGCUUAAUACUUUGCUGGGCAACAGUGACAAAAAUGCACCAAAGGGUCUCCUUUUAAAUUGCACCAAGCAAAUGACAGUAUUGGACGGUAGAGAGGUUACACUGAUCGACACCCCGGAUAUUCUUGGGUCAUCACUUGGGAUCAACAGAAGAGCCAGGGAGGCUUUAAGGAGCCUUCAGCUUGUGAGUCCUGGACCACACGCCUUCCUGCUGGUGCUCCAGGCUCCAGGCUCCAGCAUGGGGAUCGGCCACGACGCUAACCAGGCGAUGCAAGCCAUGCUAGAGCUGUUUGGGGAGGGGGUCGUUGGUCACAUCAUCCCGGUGCUCACCCACGCAGACAGGCUGGAUGGGAGGCUCACUGUGGAUCAGCUGCUGAAGGUGGACACCGGGGGUCUGAGAAGGGCUGUGUCUCUGUGCGGCCAGAAGCCUGAGCUGGUGAACAACAGGCCAGACUGCCCCCCCGAGGAACAGAGUGCGACGCGCAGGCAGCUGGUGGAGCGGGUGAUGGAGCUGAAGGAUGUGAAGGGGUAUUUCGUCCACGAGCUGCAGAGGAGGGAGGACCGGAUCAAGGAGGAGCUGCUGAAUGACAUGGCCUCUGCACUGGCAGGAAAACUAGGACACAUGUGAAUGGAGGAGAAGGAGCCUCGGUGUAGUUGGUGUGUGAAACAGUUACUAGGGCAGUGGGUAAAAUAAGGACAAGAGAUUAAUUUGUGUGUUAAACAUUCUAUUUUGACUUCAAGUGUAAGGUUGAUUCCCUAUUUGAGGUAUUUCCCCCCCCCCCCCCUGCUGGUUUACCCUUGUCCAAAUGAAUUUACUACUCAUGGUGGACGGUUGGUUUUCAACAUGACACAGAUGCUUGUGGUUGAAACUCAUGGUCACACAAACUUAAUUUUCCUAUUCUGAUGUGUUGAAAUUCUUGAAUGUCUGCAUAUUGUUCAGUGUGAGCCUGUGCCUCAUGUUUUCAUACUCUGCUCCAGCCCUCCUCUAUCUUCUAUAAUGUAUGAAAGAUAUGAAACUUUAAAGACGAUUGGGGGAAAUAAACUGAAGUCACAUUGGGACUAGAGUUCAGCAGCAGUUCUGAGUGCACUCUGGGCUUUGUCCAGAAGCCUCUGAAAUGACAUUUAGUCCAAAAAUAUAACAUUACUCAAUUGAAUUACUGGUGAUACAGACUAUAUUCAUGUAGCUGAGUUCAGAGGAGAUUUUUAACAUAUUAGCAACAGAUUCAUGUUUCAUUUACCCCUUCAUUGUUACUUGUCAUUUGCAGAAUUGUCAGAUCUUAAACCACAAAUUAGAACAGGAAAGUGGUUCUGACCGUGAUGAGAAACAGGACUUUACAAACAGACCCCUUAGCUUCCUCAUGACCCUAAUAAUAUUAAUAAUAAUGAUAAUGAUGAGUAUUAUACUUUUUAUUUAAAUUGAUAUUUUUUAGACCCUUUACAUAGGUUUAAAAUGUAGAAUGCAAAUAAAAGCAAAUUACUAAAACUAUCAUAUAAAUGUCUUAAUUGUACAGAAUUAGAGAUCUCACCAUCUUAAGUCUAUUAAUGCUUUACAUUAGGGAACCCACCAAAACCUUGGUCAGAAGCAAUUAUCUCUGUCAUACAUAAGCAAAGCAAAGACCCAGCUUCAUGUGGGGGUUUAGACCUGUUAGCUUGCUCUGCCUAAAAAUAUUUUCUAGCAUAUUGGCACACACAGUUCAUAAAUAUAUAACUAAAUGAAUCAAACUGGGUCAAACAGGUUUUAUGCCUGGCAGACAGGGUGCUAACAAUAUUAGGAGAACAUUUAAUAUUAUAUAAUGUACCAAAAACACCUCCCAGCCCCCUAUGAUGCUCAGUUUAGAUGCACAGUAGGUAUUGGCUGAAUCUGAUUUAGGUUUCAUUAAACCUUCAUAGAGUGGCUGAAAAUAGGAUAUAUCAACAUUUGAUUUGAUUGGAAGGUGAAAAUUAGAUUUUUCUAUCACCUCAAAGUAGAGUCAUAGCUCAGAUCUAUGUUGGAGGGGCUGUGGGUUGGUUGGGGAGAUUUACACACUUAUUCUGGGAGUGCCUAAAGCUCCUGGAUUUCUGGAAGAACGUUCAAAAAGAGAUUAAACUGAUUUUGGGUAUUAACUUAACUCUAGAUCCUGGACUUUAUAUAUUAGGCACUAAUAUCCCUGAUUAUGUGACAGACAGGGACUUGAUUUCUUUAAUGAGAACUCCGCUCUUAAUAGCAAAGAAAAUUAUAACAUGGAGGAAAUCACAGCAAGAUUACAGCUGAAAACUGACAGGUUUAUUGAAAGAUGGUCAUCUGUAAUGCAUCUAAUGCCAGAGCUCUAGUCCCCUCUUUUCUUUUCUUUUCUUUUAUGUGCUUAUCUCCUUGUUACUAUCUUUACUUGUAUUUCUCAUUACGGAUACAUCUCUCAUUUAAGUUUUGUCUCAGGGUUAAACCAUAAAAUAUGUUUAUUGAAUACUGUAAUUAUUAUAUCUGUUUGUCAAGGAUGUGUAAGUAUGGCCUUAAGAACCAAAGAAGUGAUUGCUGCCAACAUGUAGAAGAGUAUGGUUAUAAGCAUCUCCAUGUUGUUUGUUGGUUAUGUUAUAUGUGUUGAAUAGCAAAUAUGCUCCAAAAAUAAAAAAUGCAGUUCUGAA